This is a messenger RNA of Talaromyces stipitatus ATCC 10500, 969 nucleotides long. RefSeq lists its product as uncharacterized. Lineage: Eukaryota; Fungi; Ascomycota; Eurotiomycetes; Eurotiales; Trichocomaceae. The coding region runs from base 1 to 969 and encodes 322 amino acids. The transcript is spliced from 4 exons. The record is from RefSeq and is a predicted model, not a curated record.
AUGUACACAUGCUCCACAUGGUAUAUAAGAGGUGGAAGAGGCUUCGCUGGUGCGCAGCGGGCCGCGGAGCAAGCCAUCCGAUCGAUCCAGGAUCAGGCUCUUCACCAGAUAUCUGGCACUUUUAAACGUACGUCACGACAGGCCCUAGAGGUCUGCCUCCAUGUGCCACCUGCAGAGCUCACACUUGCAAAGCUGGCUGAGGAGGCCUGCCUGCGGAUCAUGACCUCGCCGCUUCGAUCUACGCUUUGCCACGUACGUGGCCAAGCCCACCGUAACGACCCAUACGCGUCGCCACUUCAUCGACUGGAAACAGCCAUCAACUGCAAACUUGGACGUGAUACUAGCCAACGUAUCGAGACGAUCUACCCCUUUGUAGUGCCACCGCGGUGGGAACCACCAGAAGCAAGGAUUGACGACACCCGUGAGGAGGCUAUCAAGGCUAUUGAAGCAACCUCAAGAGCAGAUACAACAAUACAGUUCUUUACCUACGGAAGCGGCUUUGACAAUGGGAUUGGGGCAGCGGUCUACUCAUCAAUAGGACAGGCUUACAAGCCAGCGCCACGUGCCAGCCAGGGAGGUCUUCCGGGUAGUAUAUCCUUCGACGGAUCGUACGACACCUGGGCCUCCUACGCGACAACCGAUCUCUAUGGCGUGUACGACUACAGCAACGAGAAAGCAGACCAACUUGCAAAGUUGGCCGCAGUUGGGGCGACACGGCGUACACAGGAGAACACCCGUGUAGCCAGGUUCCAUGCACCCAACAAGACUACACCACGCGCCGCACGAAUGUUUGUGUCACCAGAGGCUACGCGCAGGCUUCGCAAUGUGGUGGAAGGAUCAAUGGGAGCACGCCGAGCAUGGGCGGCAUCUCUAUCGGAUAAUCAGAGCGCCAACGAAGAGGUUGUUGCAGCUGCACGAGGGAUUACGACGGGCUUGGAGUUCGGUGUUGAUCCAACUACAAACAGGUAA